Messenger RNA from Fonticula alba, 426 nucleotides. RefSeq names its product UDPglucose 6-dehydrogenase. The record is from RefSeq and is a predicted model, not a curated record. The transcript is spliced from 3 exons. Lineage: Eukaryota; Rotosphaerida; Fonticulaceae. Gene Ontology annotation, molecular function: NAD binding; UDP-glucose 6-dehydrogenase activity. Gene Ontology annotation, biological process: glycosaminoglycan biosynthetic process. The coding region runs from base 1 to 426 and encodes 141 amino acids. Gene Ontology annotation, cellular component: nucleus; cytosol.
AUGACCUCGGCCUCCAGCGAGCCGCCCUGCUCCAAGCCGGUGAACAUCUGCUGCAUUGGCGCCGGCUACGUCGGCGGCCCCACCUGCGCCGUGAUCGCCAAGAUGUGCCCCCACGCCCGGGUGACUGUCGUUGACCUGAGCCAGGAGCGCAUCGACGCCUGGAACUCCCCGAACCUGCCGAUCUACGAGCCUGGCCUGCAGGAGGUUGUCGAGGAGGCCCGCGGUCGCAAUCUUUUCUACACCACCAAUGUCGAGCAGGCCAUCAUCGACGCGGACCUGAUCUUCGUGUCGGUCAACACCCCGACCAAGACCGCCGGCCUGGGCGCCGGUGCCGCGGCCGACCUGCGCUUCAUCGAGCGCGCUACCCGGACCAUUGCCCGCGUGGCCACCAGCUCCAAGAUUGUCAUUGAGAAGUCCACGGGCUAG